CGUCGGUUCCUGUAUUGUUUCUCAACUGCUCGUGUUAGUGUCGUUUAAAUGUCAGAGUGCAUUAAGUUUGUGUUCUGAAUCUGAUUCAGUAAAGGUCCUGUUUUACUGUCGAGGACACUUGUUCUUUAUCGCAGGGCAUUCCUGGAGUGUUUUCGCGCACUUCUGAGAGAAAUAUCGAGGUUUUCUUGAAUUUCUUCAGUGUUUGGUAUCGAUAUCGUUGCUCUGUUUAUAAUAGAGUAUCAGUCAUAUAUCCGCCCGAAGCGAAUUCGCGCAGAAUUGCGAUGUAGGAACUCGGAGCGAACGAACCGAAUUCAUUGACAAUGCAACAUUGUUUCGCGCAUUUCAGCGCUCUGUUCUGUUGUAAUGAUAUUUUAUGGGCAUUUGACAGGGACUGUUUUUACCUAAAAAUCAAUAUUGUAAGCUAAGAUCUAUAUGGAUGUAGAAAGAAGAACUUAUAUUUUAAGAAGACGUUUCUGGUUUAAUGGGGCCAAUCAUCGGGAUGUCACCGGACAAGAAAGCUGAAUCCCCAGGCGUGCUGGAUGAGCGGGCCGGCCUGCGCGGGGUUUGUGGGACGCUGCCCGAAGCCGAAUGUGCCGCCAGCCCGCUGGCCACCAGCCUGGACCGCACGUCCAGCGCAGGAGACGAAGAACUUACCAACCUCAACUGGCUCCACGAGAACCUCCUCCAGAACUUCACGCUGGGAGGCCCCGAGGCCCAGUCAAGCCCCAGCCCGCUUUUUGACAUCGAGGGCAACCACGAGAACCACGUCAUCUCUUCAGCGGCCUCUCACGGAGACUCCGUCAAGUCCAAACCACCGUUUUCCUUUUCCCUGCUCAUAUACAUGGCCAUCGAACAGUCCCCCAGGAAAUCUCUGCCGGUCAAGGACAUCUACGGCUGGAUUCUGGAGCACUUUCCAUACUUCUCCAGCGCCCCUACGGGCUGGAAGAACUCGGUGCGGCACAACCUGUCCCUCAACAAGUGCUUCCGUAAAGUGGAGAGGAAUCUCGGGAAGGUGAAUGGGAAAGGCUCGCUGUGGUGUGUGGACCCUGAAUACAGACCCAAUCUGAUCCAAGCCCUGAGGAAACAGCACUUUCCUACAGCUCACUCCUUCUGCACGCCCCCUGCCUCCCCGCCCAGUGCCUUCUCACCCGCACGACACCUCUUCCUCCAGACCGGCUCUCUUAAAGAGUCAGACAUUGAUGCCGCCACAACCAUGAUGCUGUUAAACGCAGCCCCCGGACAUCACGUUGACCCCUGUGACCCGGACUGCCCCAUAGAUCUCUCGCGGCCCGACUCGGUCCUGGUGAGCAGCGAUCCAAAGCAGGACCACAACUACAGCAGCUCCUCCUUCCAGCGCUGCUCGUCUCGAUCUUCCUCGUCCUCUUCCUCGCUCUCCUCCCUGGACGAGACGGCCUGCGACUCCAACCAGGGCCGGCGCGCCGGAAGCGAGGGUUUUCACAGCGACGAAGACUCCGAGGAGGAGAGGAGCUCACGGCCGCCUUCGCUUUCCAUACGCCACCCGCUCAAAGUCAAGUGCCCCGUUCCGGGCAAACGGGCCCGACGCGAAUCCAAACCGGAAUUGGACGAGGAGUUAAAGGAAGCGGCCGGGUCGCUCUUGCACCUGGCUGGGAUCCGUCCCGGUCUGGAUCUGUCAAAACAAGGAGCGAAGAGUAAAAGAUUGGAAAAGCAUCGAAAUUAAAGUCCUUUAGUGCUUUUUGCAAUCCCAACAGACAACUGUGCCUCCUUGUUUAUUGGGUCAUUAAAAGCCUCCCCGAUUCAAACUACGGCAAUAGAAACUCUCACACGGGGAUGAACGAAGCCAUACUGAGACUUUUGAGUGAAUAUGAAGAGAGAGUAUCCCAAAACUUCAUGUGCUUAUCUCAGAAGGUGACAAAUGGAGGGACAGGACGUUGAUGUUUUUCACUAAACCGUGUGCAUGCUUCCUCUUUACACGAGCGCUCGACCCUUCCACGUGAAUCUGUGUUGUUUCGACAGAGAAUGGAGUGCAUGUCUGUGACGUACGAAGCGUUGACAUAUACAGAUCACGGCCGUUUUUAAGAACAUCAUGAAGAAAUGCAAUAAUUCUUAUCAGGCGGAUGCCAUCCGAUCGGUUUGUUUUGUUCUUUCGAGGAGCUGGAUGUUUUUCGGAUGGAGGAUUCGUCUGCGAUGAUGUUUGGGGUGAAGCUCACAGAAACAUGUCCGGGUCGCAUUGUGUAGCUGAAGUCAAAAGAAAAAUAUUUUUUUAAUCAAAGCAAUGAAAUCUCUUUUCAGUACCAUUGGGAUGUUUUGCACCGUGAUGUUAUUUUCAUGACCGUUUAACUCUUGUUCUCAUCACAGAAUGGGUUUGUGUUUUGGGGAGGUCUGAAUUAUCAUGAAAAUAAAGUCACGAUCUAAAAACUAGGCUUUCUUCAUUUUGAAUGAAAUAUGAUGUUCUUGAUGGGUUCGUGAGUCACCCUUUGAGCAGUCGACUGGAAUGGACGGAUCAUGUUGGAUAUCGAGCCUUUGAGAUCCAGAACCUUCACUGAACUGAUUAUCUCCAUCAAUGACGCCAAACAUACUUUUAUAACCGAUUGAAACCAACUUUCCCGUCAUGCUUUUAUUCAGUUCUUUAGUUUUCAGAUGUCUAUGGUCUUUAUGAUCUGUGUUCUCCAUCAGUUUUAAUGUGGUUGUGUGGCAGAUCUUGAUGUUUAAUUUCUCUCUGUUCGAAGCCUAUGCAAAACACAAGACGCGGUCGCUCUGUAUUUUCUAUAUGUGCGUGUAGGAUGUGCGUGUGAUUGUGGAGUUUAUCUGUAUCCUGACCUCAUGGCGCUGCGGGUGUAGAUGAACAGAUGCACACGGGAAACCUGUCAAGAACAUGUCGGACUCAUAUUUCACACCAAAAUCAAAAGAAAGGACAUUUAAGUAUAUUUUUUUAGUGACAGAUUUAACUUCCUAAUUCUUUAAAUCGUUCAAAUGAUUGAAAUUGAUUGUUGCAACGCAAUGAAAUUAGGCUUGAAUUCUCUUCUAUUUUUAUCUUUUGAUUUCAGGGAGAAAUGUGAGCCGGACACAUUUGCGUUGUCAGACAGAGGGAUUAACAGUAAACCAUGUUAACACGGGAACAUUACAUCACAGUCACUUUCAUGUAUUAAAUAUGAAUCGAUGAGCAUGGUUUACACUAAAAUGUAAGGUAUAAUGUGUUAUGCACUUGUGCGCAAUACCAUAAGGUACUGAGAAAUAUAAUACAGACAGAUCUGAAAUGUGGCCAGUACGAUUGACCUGAUAUGACCAAAAACUAAAAAUAACCAAACCAGAAUGAAAGCAGAAGUAACAAGCGUGACGUGCCAAAACAUGUCAAUCACUGCCUCACAGAUGGCAAAUGUGUUUAUUAAAGAAAUGUAGUUCUGUCGUCAUUUAUUCACCCUCACGUGGUUCAAAACCUGUAUGUGACUCUGUCUUCUGUGAAACACAAAAGAAGAUAUUUUGAGAAAUGUCUCGGUGGUUUUGUGUCCGUGGAAGUCCAAUGUUUUGGUUACAGAUGUCCUUCUUUUGUGUUUUGCCAAGGUAAGAAAGUCCGAGUGGUUUGGAAUGACAUGAGAGUGAUUAGAUGAUUAAACAUAUUUUAUUUUCAGGCGAACUAUCGCUUAAAGAUGAAAAGGCCAAUAUUAAUAGCUAUUAAAUUACCUUAAUUUGGGUUAAUCUGUAGAAAAGAAUGUCAGUAUCAGCAGAACCUUUUUGUUUCUGUUGUGCCAUAAUGUGACUACAAAAAUAAUUUCAGAACCGCCAAGAUUAAUGUGAUCGUCUUUUUUUAAGCGUUGACUGCCAACUGACAAUACUGCCAAGUUCCCACAAAACAUGUUAUAUUUUACCCCAGAUAUUUAAAUUGUAAAGUAUUUAUUCAUUAUGCUAGUAUUAUUCAAACUGCCUUUGUUUUGGGGUUAGAUGUUUGCAGUGCAGUAAUUGUUUUACUGUAAUGAAGUUCAUAUUGACAGAUGAAAUCAAGAAUAACAACAAUCACAACAGAAAAAUGUUCGGAUGCAUUACAGUGGAAAAGUGUGUCAUGAAAAUAAUGAAACGAUUAAAAAACAUCAAAAGAUUUUCUGUCAGUGUUUGGUGGGUGAAAUGUAAUCUGGACUUUUUAUGAGAUUCACUCAAACUGUUGCAAAUAAUUCUGGAAGGAGAUCGAGUCUGAAUAUACACCUUUGAUUUUUCUGUUUACGUGCAGAGUGAAGAUUUGUUCUUGUUUUGUACUGCUGUUGUUUUAUCGACACUGCCACACAAACAACUGUUGACAUCCUCUCAGAUUUCUGUGGAGAGAUGAAUACUGCAGUUGUGAAGCAGAAAUACAUCUGUGAGAGUUUUGUGCCAACUGUGAAUAGUAAAUGUGUGAGGUCUGUGACACGGGGUCCAAAAACAUCUCAUGGUCUUUGUGAACGAGUGCCCGUCUGGUUGUAACGGCUGGGUGUGUGAGUUUACGAUGAUGUGCGACUGCACUGUUUAAAAUUAUGUUUAUUAUAUUUUCCUUGCCUGCAUUGAAUGAUGUAAAUAAACUCGACUGCUAAACAUUUUCUGCCGACCCAAGCUGCCACCUCAGUAUGUUUGUCACUGUCUGCCAGUCUGUUAGACAGACAAUGCCCUCAUUUUUUGUACGCUAACCUCUGUUAAUAAAUAAAAUGUUUAUAAAGUUUAUUUUCGCCAAAGAUAUGCAAUUGCAUUAUAUAUGGUAUUACUGAAUAAAAGAUGUGGUUUUACUCGUGUUGUUUUUGUU
This is a messenger RNA of Triplophysa rosa, 4744 nucleotides long. It is a transcript of the gene foxn2a, whose product is annotated as forkhead box N2a. Lineage: Eukaryota; Metazoa; Chordata; Actinopteri; Cypriniformes; Nemacheilidae. The record is from RefSeq and is a predicted model, not a curated record. The coding region runs from base 482 to 1699 and encodes 405 amino acids. Gene Ontology annotation, cellular component: nucleus. Gene Ontology annotation, biological process: regulation of DNA-templated transcription. Gene Ontology annotation, molecular function: cis-regulatory region sequence-specific DNA binding; DNA-binding transcription factor activity. The transcript is spliced from 6 exons.